Etheostoma spectabile (orangethroat darter) is the source of this 7087-nucleotide messenger RNA. It is a transcript of the gene rab11fip2, whose product is annotated as RAB11 family interacting protein 2 (class I). The record is from RefSeq and is a predicted model, not a curated record. NCBI's taxonomy places the organism in Eukaryota, Metazoa, Chordata, Actinopteri, Perciformes, Percidae. The transcript is spliced from 6 exons. Gene Ontology annotation, molecular function: small GTPase binding. Gene Ontology annotation, cellular component: endosome; phagocytic cup. Gene Ontology annotation, biological process: regulated exocytosis. Bases 443 to 1849 code for a protein of 468 amino acids.
GGAAGUAAAGCUCGCCGCUUGCCGACAGAAGUGAAAAGCAAUGGAUAGGCGUAACAACAGCAGCAGCAGCAGCAGCAGGAGCAGGAGCACCAGCACCAACAACAACUAACAUUAGCUACCAUAUUCCUCAGGAAACAUCACAUGAAUGUAUUUGUGAAGCCAGUCUCUGCUGACCCAAAGUGCUGAAUGUCCUUCUAGUGUCGAUGAAAAUGAACCCGAGAUAACUCAACAGUGGCUUGGGCAUCUAUAAUUUGAAGAUGAGGCUAGCUCAGUUUGUCAGACUUGUCAUUGCUUGUAAUGAUUACAACUCUAGGCACAUAGGCUGCACCAGCGUGUACAACAAACUAUAGUGAUUUUUGUUUUCUUUUUGCGUUUUGCUAUCACACUAACUACAUACAUUAUAAUUUAGUUUUGAAUGGCUUUCAGUUGAUAACCAGUGUUGAUGAUGUCACUGGGCGAGCAGUCUCAAAAGUGGUUUCCAACCCAUGUCCAAGCCACUGUUCUUCAAGCAACCGGUUUACAGCCCAAGGGCAAAAGUGGCACCAAUGAUGCCUACACUAUCAUCCAGCUGGGCAAAGAAAAGUAUUCAACAUCGGUGGCAGAGAAGACACUUACCCCUGUCUGGAAAGAGGAAGCCUCCUUUGAAUUACCUGGUUUACUUUUGGAGGGCAACCCAGAGGUAUAUGAACUCUGCCUUAUAGUGAUGCAUCGGUCCUUGGUUGGGAUGGAUAAGUUCCUGGGUCAAAGGUCCAUCAACCUUAAUGAAAUCUUUGAUAACAAGCAAAGGAAGAAAACUGACUGGUAUUCCCUGGAGUCCAAGCCGGGGAAGAAAAGGAAAGACCGAGGCCGCAUUCAAGUAAGCAUCCAGUUCAUAAGGAACAACAUGACAGCCAGCAUGUUUGACCUCUCCAUGAAGGAAAAGCCCCGCUCGCCUUUUUCCAAACUGAAGGACAAAAUGAAGGGUCGCAAACAUGACGGCAACUUUAGCGACACAUCGUCCGCCAUCCUGCCUCGCUCUGCCAUGUGCGACUCAGAGCCUGACCGUCAGUCCUUCGCCCCAGAACCACAACCCCAGCCUGAAACAAAGGUUAAGAGACCACUACUCACUGGGGCCCAUAAACUCUCUGCAGCCCAUUCCAUGUCCGAUCUCAUUGGGACUCACUUUCGGCCCAAACAGGAUUCCAUGAACUCCAUUGAAGAGCGUGGCGGCCCUCACAGGCGUUCCCAGAGCGAGGUGCCAGGCUACCAGGACGGCGAGGCACACAGUGACCCUUUCACUGAUAUCAGUGACACCCUGCCACAGAAGUAUGCCACGCUCCCACGCAACCGCAACCCAUUUGAGGGGGAGCACGGGCAGCUGUGGGACCGGGCAGAGCGGAAGGAGAAAAAGGAGAAGGUCAGCCUACUGGAACGCGUGACAGGAAAGAAGGAAGGCCGCAAGACCAACAACGGCGGCCAUUCGGGCAGCUCUGGAGAUCUGCGUUCCCCCAACCCCUUUAGUGGAGACUCGCAAGCAGACACUAACCCGUUUUUCUCCAACUACAAAGCCAGGGAUAAAAAGUUCACAGGAAAUGAAGACAUCACAUUUGGCCAACAGAAGAAGGACAUCCAUGGCAAGAAAAAGGAGGUGAAACAGGAAAGCAUGGCUGCCUACAGCAACUUGUCCUUUGAGGAAGUUGUGCAGGAACUCGUCAAGCAGAAAGAAGUAGUGAAAAAGAAAGAUGCCCACAUCAGGGAGCUGGAAGACUACAUCGAUAACCUACUUGUGCGCGUCAUGGAGGAGACGCCGAGCAUUCUACGGACACCGUAUGAGCCAAAGAAGAAGGCGGGUAAACUUUCCAAAAAGUAACAAGAAAGACACAGGAUAAAAAGUUACUACCGGUAAAUAGGGUUUAGCGCGCAUCAAUAUCACGUGGUAAAAUAAGUGGGAACAAAUGGGAUUGAUCAAAGCAAAAUUUGUGAUUGAUUUAUGCCUUUGCUUUAAAACAUUUUUAGUCAAGGGAUGUAGUUUUUAUUUUUUUCAAGAUAAUUUUUUGGGGCUUUUCUGCCAUUGUUGACAAGACAGCUAGGUCAAAGAGGGGGGGGGGGGGGAGACAUUCAGGAAAUCGUCACAGGUUGGAUUCAAACCCUGGACCUCUGCGUCGAGGCAUAAACCUCAAGGUACACGUGCGCCUGCUCUACUACUGAGCCAACCUGGCCACCAGGGGGAUGUAGUUUUUAUAUAUUUUUUUCAAUAAGUUGAUUAUGUUAGCACAGAGGUAUGUUUAGCAUUCCUAUAUUUACAUUUUCAAAUUAAUUUAUGAAUACUUGCUGCGGUGCAUUUUUAGGUAGUUAAAUAGGAUCAGCAUCGAUUGAUUUGUGUCCAAUCAAAUCCAUAUUUUUUGAAAAAGGUUAGGUUUAGCUAAAUUUUAUCCACUUGUGAACCUACGGAGGUCUGUUGCACAAGCAGCUGCCAUCUUCUGCCCAGAAGCUGUUAAGGUACAAAUGCAGCCAAAUUUAUGUAUACCAGAAGGUGUAGUGGCAUGUGUGCAGGUUGCUGAAAGACAGUCAAACGGUUGAUAAGUAUAAGCUGGAGUUGCAGUGUAUACACCCUUGCGCGAGUCUCAAACUGGCCACCUGAACUACAAAACCCAUCACCGGCGGCAACAUCAGCUUCGUUGCUAACCUCUUCUCUGCUACAGAUCUGGAUGAACUUUGCUCUUCUCCACAACAGCCUGAGUGAUUCAUGGCUAUUCUUAAAAAAAGACUGGAUGAGAGUUACGGUAAGAAGCUGGGAGUCUGGUUUCUCUCUAGCUUACUGAGUCAUGGGAUUUCUUCUUCUUUUUCUUUUUAAAUGAACAAACGUAAAUUGCUGUUAUCAGUUACUGACAUUUUAUUCUUUUAUUUUAUUUGUGAUGACUAUCAUUUAUGUAUCUCGGACCAGGGGUCCCAGUCAAUCACUAAACGUGAUAAUUUCACUGACUUUAAGUGCAAUAAUCAUAACUUGAGUAUCUUGCUUUAUAUUCUGCUGGUAAUGUUCUUGUUUACAUUUAAUCACAUCUUUGAGUCUAACUCGUCUCUUAAUAUUGAUUUGAUUCACUGGAACAGCCUGGAGGUCUUUGUUACAGCCUCCACUGAUUGCCAGUUUUUUUGCUGAAGAUUGUAUUAAUGGUACCUAGCUGCACAUGUGGAUACAUGCUGAACAAUCUUUAUUUACAGAUGUAUCACGGCUCAUUUACAAUUGGCCAUUAUUUCAAUGUAUUUGUAAGGUACUUUAUGGUAAGAACCCCACUGUAUCCCAAUACCCUCUCCCUCACCACCCUUUCUACCGUAUUAACACUAUACAGUUAGUAAAAAUUAAAUAAAAUCUCAUGAUAAGUAUUCACAUAUUAAGGUCUUAAAAUACAGUUUUACAUGUAAUUACCAUUGGCUUUAAUGUCUUUCUGUAUACCUAGUCACAAAUGAAUUAUGCAUCGUGCGUAAGUAUAUUUCACAUGGGUUUUUUGGUCAACAGUCCAAAUUCUAACAUUCAUAUUAGGGGUGUGCAAAAAAUUGCUUUGAAUGGUAAUUCAAGCCUUACUGAUUCAAAAUUUUGAGAUUUAUAGAAUUCCAAAAAUCAAUUAAAUACUUUUUUAAUUGUAUGUCCACUGCAAUCACAUGAUUGAUUUAUUGAUUGAUUGAUUGAUUGAUACUUUAUGAUCCCCGAGGGGAAAUUUAAGGUCCCAGUAGCUUACAGACAUCACACUCAACAUACGCAUAGAUCAUAACAGGAUGUUAAACAAAUCCACAUGAAUAAUAUGGAUAUUAGUAUAUAUAUGUAUACAUACAUAGGAAAUGUAACUACCUUUGCAUACUGUGAAUCAGUUUUUGAAUCGAGAAUUGAUAUUGAAUCGUGAGCUUAAAAAUCGGAAUCGAAUUUUGACAUUUUCUGAAUCGUACACCCCUAAUUCAUAUACAGUAAGAUAAAAGUGUCUGAUCAGAUCACUGAGUACUAAUGACGAUUGGUCCUUAAUUGUUCGAGGUAAACUGCCAAAGAGUGUCGUUCAGGUCAAAAAUAACUGUUGACAGCCUCUGUCAGAUGCUAACUGUCCUCUUUCACAGUUUCAUGUCCUCGCAUAUGUCCCCUCAAUCUGUGAUGCUAAUGUCAUAACAGCAUGUGUUGUUGUUUUCAUGUUCAACUCAUUCAUUCUGUGUAUUGAGCAGUUUCUACUAAACGACAGCUGAUUAAGCUACGGGGCAGCUUUUGGAAAGCACUGCUGGUACUAAAAUGAGUACCUAAAGGUUAAUCUCAAAAAGAGGCCAAUAUACCUGGGCUUGAGCUAGAUGUUCAACAAUCACUGACGUUUUGGUUUACAUUUUCAAAGAGUUCAUUCCUGUAAAAUGGAAAGCAGCUUUGAGUACAGUGUUAAACACGCUUUGUAUUAUCAUAGUAACACACAUUUUAAAUGUUCUAUCAAACUUUGUUAUCACAAGAUGAUCCACAUUGUUUUUUUGCUGGUAUUAUUUCUGGUAUUUAUAUCUUUUUAUGUAAUUACUUUUCCGUCUUAUAUUUGACCUUUACACUGUAUGAUACCAAAUCACAACUGAGUGCUACACUGGAUCUUUAGAAUGUCGACAGUCAAAAACACUUGUUAAUUUAUGUUCUUCAUGAACAUAAAUUAACAGAAACAGUUUGUCAUUUACUACUUUUUACUGCUGCUUCAUCUGAAGGUAUGUGAUCACCUUUUGGACUUGAAGCCAAAAUCUCUUGUUAAUGAAUGUAUUCUGGUUUUCUUUUGAAAUACAUAAUUCUGAAAUGUAUAAUCCUAUACAGUACACUAACAAGGCUAUUGAACCUUGCUUGCCUUUUAAAGUAUUUGGUGUAUCCAAAGAUAUCAUUUCAUAUGGUCCCCCGGCCCCCCAUCUUUCCUCUAUUAGUCUGACAAAACUCAGACAUCUUCAUUAUGGACAGGAGGUUAUUGUCGGUACAUAUGGUUUUGUGCGAUGAUGUGACACAGAUGUUUGGUAAAUUCCUUUGUGUUGGAGAAUGGUUAUUUGAUCUGUGUAUAUAUAUUGUGAAAAACAAUGAGUAUUAUGUGAGACUUAUCAAGAAGAAAUGUGGAUUAGAAGCAUCUUCCCACUGAUUGCCUUCCUACAUCGGCUGGAGUGUGAACUCCCAUGUUACAGACGAAUGCCAACUGCUUUAUGUAGUCUGUAUGGGUCGUUAGCCAGUUGUUCAUGGACCUCGCUGAGCUCCUAGUACUUCCACUGUACAUACUGUAUAGUCACUUUGUAAUAUCACCUCACCUCCUUGGACUUUUUGCACAUUUCUUUGUGCGGCAAAAUGUUUGAAAAUGUGCGAAAGUGGCAAUUAAGUGCAAAACGGAAGAAAAGUAUUUACCACCCAUCUUUCAUUUGAGCUAAACUGACAUUGGUAAACACGCAUGCUGGCAAAGCAAAAGCGUGUGGUGUAAGUGUAGGUCGUCAUGUGCAUCACUGAGUAUGGAACAGGUGAUUUACACUCAGGUCUACAGUGUACCCGAAAGUGCCGUGGCUUUGCUUGAAUUCUGAAAUAACAAAUGAUAAGGUCUUUUAAAUAAAUAAAUAUUGAACACAUUUGGACCCUGAGGUUAUUUAGUUCAAAUGAAAAUUGAGGGGAGUGUUGUUCAAAUUAAUUCCUUUUGCCUGUCAUAUUUUCUUUCAGCUUGAUUGCUACAUUUGCUUUGUUCUUUAAUCUAAUUUGGUGCUUUGAAAGAUGUCAGACUAAAACACACAUUUAAAUGAAAAGCAUUUUCAAAUAAAUUUUGCAACAUUGUAAAGGGGUACAUUGCAAAAAAAACAACAACCCUGCAUCAUUAUUAUACUUCUUUCUUGCUUCUUUGCAUAAUGUUUGUCAUCCAAUUAAUGCCAGUGUUUGAAUAUGCAAAGCACUCAAAAUGCAAGCAGGCAAAAUUUCCUAGACAAUUUGGCCAUGGCCUGUCGUAAUUUAAAUUUGUAUAGAUCGUUUUGCACAUGCAUUGGAAUAUGUUUUAAGUGUUGUAGGUGAAUGUCCGCAGCAUUCAAAAACGGAAAAAAACGGUGCAAACAUAAGGGGAUUUUUUUCUAUGUUGUCGAAGCAUGCAUUGAACCUAUUGAUGAAGAUGAAAUAAAGCUCAAGUCGGAUCUCACAAUUCUGCUCCGGCAGUCUCUUAAGUCUUCUACUGAUAGUAUGAUGGUGCUUGCCAUAGGCCACAUACAGCUGCCAGACACUAAGACUUAAGCUCCCGCUAAAUCCCCUGACGUUGCUUGUAAUGUGGCACACAGUUUUGACUGUGUUUAUAAAAGAUCUCGCCAGUUAGCAAAGCUUCAUUGAGUUUACAGAGUCGGGUGCACAAAGGUGCCAACACAAUUAAACAUAAUUUGAGUUGAGUUUAUAUCCCCAACGUGGCAGAGACCUAAAAUGUCAUUUUGAUACUUACAUGUUGGACUUCUUCUGAAGUCAAUGUGUACUGGGUCUCGCUGUUUACACGGGCACACACCUUGUAAUGUAAUAAGAUAAAUUAAAUGUGUCUUGUUUCGAUACUUGUCAUUUCUGCAUGUAAAUCACAUGUUUUGAUUAUGUAACACUUAAUAUUUUUGCCAAAUUAAAUGGCAUUUUCCUGAUCUGGAAACAUUGAUUCUACUGGAUUGGGUUCAUUUCCAUCUACCUUCAUGUAAUGUAUUCAGAAUUGUAUAGUGUUAACAAAAAUGUCCUUUCAUGGGAGAAGGUAGAUGGGUUUUGUGUUUAUUUUGACAAUAUGCAAGACUUUCAUACCUGAAUGUGUGGGGACAAGAUUGUAAGACUUUUUGUAUUAUUAUUUUAGUUCUGGAAACACAUAGGGGUCUAGAAGACGUAUGUAUUAUAAUAACAGUACAAUGCUGUUUAUGAUGACUGUACUGUAUAUAAAGUGCCAACACAAGCACUAAGUCAUGAGAAUUUGGUGAUGCAUUUCUUAAUAUUCACCCAUUCUCCAUGUACUACAGUUUCAAACAAUAACUUUUAGAUAUUAUCACCAUCAUUAUAAUUAAGUGCCAAUGUCCUACAUUAAUGUAGUUUUAAAGGCACACACAAGAUUGUAUUGUCCUUUUUAAUAAACACGGUAAAUGAUAA